AUGAGCUACCUCGAGCGCGAGGGCUUCGUCGAUUCGCGCGGCGCGUCGCGGUGCGACUCCGCGGACCUUCGCCCCGAAAUCGCUCGUCCGAAGCUGCCCAGCCUGCGGUUCACGAUCGCGGCGUUGAUCGCAUCCCUGGCCUCGGCGGGUCUGCUCGGCGAGCGAGCCAUGUCGGAUAUCCAGGGCGUCAUCGACCACAUCAACAAGCACGAGCCGGAGUCGGUCAAGCGGCUCAUGGAUUGGCUCCGGAUCCCGAGCAUCUCCACCGACCCGGCGUACCGCGCCGAGACGCGGAAGGCGGCAGAGUGGGUCGUCGAGCAGCUCGCCGAGGCGGGCAUCAAGGCCGAGCUCCGCGAGACGGGGACGAAGGAAAGGCCCGGGCACCCCAUCGUCUGGGCGCAGCACGAGGGCGACGCGGACUACGACGGCCCGCACGUGCUGUUCUACGGUCACUACGACGUCCAGCCGCCGGACCCCCUCGAGCUCUGGGAGAGCCCGCCGUUCGAGCCGGUGAUCAAGCCCGCGAUGCCGGGCGACGACGCGCCGGGCGAGCGGAUCGUGGCCCGCGGCGCGGUGGACGACAAGGGGCAGGUCUCGUGCUUCCUCGAGGCGAUGCGCGCCUGGAAGGCGGCGCACGGCUCGGUGCCGAUGAAACUCUCGAUCCUCAUCGAGGGCGAGGAGGAAUCCGGGAGCGUCAACCUCGACAGAUUCGUUGAGGAGAACGAGGCCGAGCUCCGCAAGGCGGACAUCUGCGUCAUCUCGGAUACCGGCAUGCUCAAGCGCGGCCACCCCGCGAUCACCUACGGCGUGCGCGGGCUCGCGUACACCGAGGUCAUCCUCCACGGCCCGGACCAGGACCUGCACUCGGGCCUCUGGGGCGGGCGCUGCCCGAACCCGAUCAAUGAGCUGGUCGGCGUGCUCGCGCAGCUCAAGGACGAGAAGGGGCGCGUGACCAUCCCCGGUUUUUACGACGACGUGCUCGAGCUGACGGUCGACGAGCGCAAGGCGUGGGCCGAGCUGCCGGUCGAUCACGUCGGGGCGCUGAAGAAGAUCGGCUACGGCCCCGAGGCGGACCGGGGCGAGGAGGGUUUCACCUCGAUCGAGCGCGAGUGGGCGAGGCCGACGGCGGACAUCAACGGCAUCUACGGCGGGUACCAAGGCGCGGGGGCGAAGACCGUCAUCGCGUCGAAGGCAGGCGCGAAGGUCAGCUUCCGCCUCGUCGCGAACCAGGAGCCGGAAAAGGUCGUCGAGAUGUUCCGCGCCUGGCUCAACGAGCGCACCCCCGUCGGGUGCAAAUGGGAGUUCAUCGACCUCCACGGCGGGUUUCCGGGGACGGUCUCGACCGAGUCGCCCUACCUCGCGGCCGCGCGGGUCGCGCUCGAAAAGGCGGCGAACACGGACGCGGCGCUGAUCAAGUCCGGCGGGUCGAUCCCGGUCGUUGGUUUGCUCAAAUCGGCGCUGGACCUGGACACCCUGCUCAUCGGCUUCGGUCUCGACGACGACCGCGUCCACUCGCCCAACGAGAAAUUCGAGCUGGACUGCUACCGCAUGGGCCUCGCGACCCACGCGCACCUGGUGUCGGAGUUCGCCGCGAUGGGGGCGGUGCGACCGCACGCGCAGGUCGUGGAUCGCCAUCUCUUCGCGAGUGACCGAGGCCGCGAUGUACAGGACGUACAUCACCCCGAGCGCGGCGAUCAGGACGGUGGUGAACAGGCCGAGGUCGAGCUCCAUACCCUGAGGAUCGGGCCCGCGAAGGUCCGACUUCACCCGGAUAUACUUCUCCCCGUGCGGAUUUCUGCGUUCCAAGCCCUCCGGGCACUGAUCCUCGCCGCCUUCGCGGCGCUCAUCCCGGCGGGGCCCGCGUCCGCACAGUUCGACCCCUCCGCCGGCGAGGUCGAGAUCACGGUCGACUACUUCGGCGUCGGCGAUAUCGUGCGUCCGGGCGACUGGGCGGGCAUCCGCCUCUCCCUGAACGACCUGGGCGACGAGCCGCGUGACGUCUCCAUCCGCCUCCACGCCGCCGACCCGGACGGCGACACGGCCCUGUACCAGCGCGAGAUCCUGCUCACGCCCGGCGCGCCCGCGGGGACGUGGCUCUACCUGCCGCUCCCGUGGUCGCUCUCGGCCUCCAACCCGCUCACGAUCACGGUGCACGAGGCGGACGUCUCGGGCGAGGAGGCGGUCAUCGGGCGGCAGAUCGCCUACGAGCGUGUGCUCCCCAAGCGUGUUGCGUCGCCGGAGAACCCGAUGCUCGCUGUCGUCGGUCGCGAGACCUUCGGGCUGCUGCAGUACGAGGAGCGGGGGCGGCGCCAGCAGGAAGAGUCCGUCACGUCGCACGAGCUCGUCCGAGUCGUGCACUCGAUCGACCCCGCGCAGUACGGCCUGCCCACGGAGUGGAUGGGCCUCGCGCCGUUCGAAUCGGUCGUGUGGACCGAGGGCGACCCCAACCUCCUCCCGCGCCUGAGCCACGCCGAAGCGAUCCGGGAGUGGGUGAACCGGGGCGGGCACCUCGUGAUCGUGAUGGAGCCCGUCGCGGACGGGUGGUUCAGCGCGACGAACCCGCUCGCGGACCUCCUGCCCGACGUGACCGUGGUGCGCCACGAGGAGGCGUCGCUCGAACCCUACCGCGACCUGCUCGUCCGCCCGCGCGACGAGCACAGCAACAUCCGCCUCCCGUCGCAGUCCGUCGUGCACUCGUUCGUGAAGAACCGGGGCGCGGAACGCAACGACGCGGUCUCGCUCUUCGAGGGCCCCGAGGGGACCGUCGUGACGCGCCGGCUCAUCGGCACGGGCAUGGUCACGGUGAUCGGGCUCGACCUCGGCGCGGGCGGCAUCGACCGCCGGAACCUCGUCCGGGCGGACGCGUUCUGGAACCGGAUCCUCGGCAAGCGCGCCGACGCCCUCACCGGGCCCGAGAUCGACGGCGUGGAGCAGGGCGGUUUCGCGAACACGCUCCGCGGCAUGGGCAGCAAGGUCGCGGACAACAUCGUCUCCAAGGAGAUCAACCUCACCGGCACGGUGAGCGUGGGCGUGCUCUUCGGGCUCGCGCUGUUCAGCGUGUACUGGAUCGUCGCCGGCUUCGGCAGCUACGCCGGGCUCAAGGCGCGCGGGCUCGAGCACCACUCGUGGCUCAUCUUCGUGCUCGUCAUCGGGCUCUUCACGGGCAUCGCCUGGGCCGGUGCCCGGUUCCUUAAGCCGACGGACGUCGCGGCACGCCACGUGACGAUCCUCGACCACGUCUACGGCGAGCCCGUCCAGAGCGCGCGGACCUUCGCGAGCGUCAUGCUCCCGGAGUACGGCACGCAGCGCGUCUCGAUCGCGCCGCAGUCCGCGGACGAGCCGUGGCGGCAGGCGCUCGUGCCGUGGUCGGAUCCCAAGGACGCCGGCACCACGCGCAGCUUCCCGGACGCCCGCGAGUACACCGUCGGCACGCGCAAGCCCGACGGCAUGGCCGUCCCCGCCCGGCAGACCGUCAAGCAGUUCCGCGCCGACUGGCUCGGCGCCCCGGUCUGGACCAUGCCCGUGCCGCAGGGCGAGGGCGCGUUCCCCCAGGCGAUGCGCGACGGCAGCCUCCGGGGCGUGCUGGCCCACGACCUGCCCGCGCCGCUCGAGGACGCCGUCAUCUUCUUCGUCCGCGGGCCGCGCCCCGUCGACGACGUCCACGAGCGAUGGAAACGGGAAGAGACCGGGCUGCUCAUGUCCGACGUGCUCGCGCUCGAGCUCAACGACGCGUGGGCCCCGGGCCAGCCGCUUGACCUCGCCGCGCUGUUCACGCCCGAGCAAAUCCGCAGAUCGGCCGCGAACGCGGAGGUGUUCUUCCGCGAGAUCGUCCCGUUCAGGGCGCCUGGGCAGGUGCUCGGGAUCACCGACGACACGAGCGAUUCGGACUACGAGCUGAUCAACUUCGCCGGGGCGCUCUACCAGCCGGAGUACAACAAGCAGAACUUCUCCGACCGCGUGCCGAUCAAGGUUCGCCGCCAGGCGACGCACACGCUCGACAUCUCGCACUGGCUCACGCAGCCCUGCGUCAUCAUCGUGGGCUCGCUCGAGGACGCCCCGUGCCCCGUGCCCUUCCGGCUCGACGGCCGCCCGAUCCCGACGGUCGGGCGCACCGUCGUCCGCUGGAUGUUCCCCCUCGACGACAGCCCCCUCCGCGACUACGGCGAUCUCGUCGCGCUCGACAACCUCAACCUGUCGAUCAACGAGGGCGAUUGCUUCGGCUUCAUCGGCCCCAACGGCGCCGGCAAGACCACCACCAUCAAGAUCCUCGCCACCCUCCUCAAGCCGAGCCGCGGGCAGGCGAUGAUCAACGGCCUCACCAUCGGCUACCAGAACCGCCAGAUCCGGCCCAUCAUCGGCUACGUCCCGGACUUCAUGGGCGCGUACGAGGACAUGGUCGUCGUCGAGUACCUCGAGUUCUUCGCC
Messenger RNA from Symbiodinium necroappetens, 4425 nucleotides. The record is from the annotation of a GenBank genome assembly. NCBI's taxonomy places the organism in Eukaryota, Dinophyceae, Suessiales, Symbiodiniaceae.